CAUGUUAGACUUUCGAUGCGACCUGAUAAUUAUCCCAUGCAGCGACAUUAAUUGUUCCCCUUUUGACUACAGUUUGUUUCAGCUCACUCGUCUGAACUAUGUCUGCAGGCCUUCGUGUCCUUGUCGGAUGUAAACGUGUUAUUGACUAUGCGGUGAAAAUUCGCGUGCGGCCAGAUGCUACUGGUGUUGUCACAGAGGGUGUGAAACACUCAAUGAACCCGUUCGACGAGAUCGCCGUUGAGGAAGCCAUACGAAUGCGAGAAAAACAACUUGCGGCCGAUAUUUUAGCUUUCAACUGUGGAUCUCCAAAAGGUCAGGAUGUGUUACGUGUUGCGCUAGCAAUGGGAGCAGAUCGAGCAAUACAAGUUGAAGUUGAUGAUCCAAUUAGCCAAAAGUUGGAGCCUCUGCACGUUGCCGAGUUACUGGAGAAGAUUGUCAAGGAAGAGAAGAUCGACUUAGUGCUUUUGGGCAAGCAGGCAAUCGACAACGACGCAGUUCAAACUGGGCAGAUUUUGGCCGCUCGACUCGGAUGGCCCCAGGCUACUUACGCGUCUAAAAUUACCAAGGACGGCAACUCUCUGAUUGUCGUACGGGAGAUCGAUGGUGGCUCCUCAACAGUGAAAGUCAAGUUGCCCGCAGUUGUGACGGUCGAUUUGCGGUUAAAUCAACCCCGUUACGCCACUCUACCUAAUAUCAUGAAAGCAAAGAAGAAACCGUUGAACGUGAAGAAACUGUCUGACUUCGGUGUUGAGUUGACCCCACACAUUGAAAUUCUCAAGGUGGAAGACCCCCCGGUGCGUGUUCCAGGAAUCAAGGUAGACUCUGUAGAAACGCUAGUGGCCAAAUUGAAAGAGAAGGGUGUUUUGCCUUCGAAGAAAUGACUGCACUACUUUGUUCUAUCUUAUCUUUCUAUACUUUUGAUUGGUUGAUUUACUGUCCCGAAUGUUCUAUUUCAUUAGAUGACAUGUCACACUGAAG
This is a messenger RNA of Opisthorchis viverrini, 978 nucleotides long. RefSeq lists its product as hypothetical. The record is from RefSeq and is a predicted model, not a curated record. Gene Ontology annotation, molecular function: electron transfer activity. Gene Ontology annotation, cellular component: cytosol. The transcript has 4 exons. Bases 99 to 881 code for a protein of 260 amino acids. Lineage: Eukaryota; Metazoa; Platyhelminthes; Trematoda; Opisthorchiida; Opisthorchiidae.